Dothidotthia symphoricarpi CBS 119687 is the source of this 1875-nucleotide messenger RNA. RefSeq lists its product as uncharacterized. The record is from RefSeq and is a predicted model, not a curated record. Gene Ontology annotation, biological process: apoptotic process; negative regulation of toll-like receptor 9 signaling pathway. NCBI's taxonomy places the organism in Eukaryota, Fungi, Ascomycota, Dothideomycetes, Pleosporales, Dothidotthiaceae. The coding region runs from base 1 to 1875 and encodes 624 amino acids. The transcript has 5 exons.
AUGGCGGACGUGCAACGGCUUCCGGAGGCGGAGCAUGUGCUAAUAGACGAGCUCAGUAUUGGACUUGAUCGGUCAGCCAUCAAUUCCAAAGGACAGAUUCAACUCCCCGAUCAAAAUUCUAGAAGGGAGGAACAUGUGGCUCGCCAGGACACAGGCAGAUAUGCCGAAUCUGAGUCUCCGUCAUCGUCAUCGUCUCACCAUUUCGUCAAUUCGAUCAAACAGCGCAAACAUCAUGCUGCUGUCAAAAUCAGGAAAUCCCUCCACAUCAGCAAGGACUCUGACCUUAUCGAAUCCAACUCGCCGGUACUUGCGAGAGAUACAGAUGAACAGUCUGAUGCACGCCUCAUGAACAGACCACCGGAGCCAGAAAAGCCAACCCUGAAAGAUUUCAUGCACAACCCAGUCGAUGUGGUAAAGACAAAAGUCUCAGGCCAAGGCAGUCAUCAGGUGGCAGCGAAUAUUGCCGCGAAAGAGAUUCCUCAUGGCCAGGACGUUGACAUCGUCAAUGCUUCCCUUGCAGUCGAUAAUGCGCGGACAGACGUGGAGAGGUUGCUUGCCAUAGAGGAUCUGUCCAGGUUGAUGACAGAACGACAAAACACGUACGCUCGAUGGACACUCGAUCGUCAUGUCACUAAGGUCAGAGUAUUACCCCGGGAUACUGUUGUGAGAAAGCCCCGGGAAGCUUUUGAGACAGUAAACGACCAGGAAGGACUUGUCAUAGACUGGAAGGCGUACGGACAGCACCUGGUGGAAUUCUACGCGCAACAAUAUGGAGGGCAGUAUAUUGGUUAUGGCUCCAGUCCACCAAAACCCUCCAAAGAAACAGUGAUGCCCAAUGUUGAGCGGCUACUCGUUGCUACAUCCCCCUUCCAGGAGUUUGGUAUGACGACCAGACGUGUUUACCGAUGGGAAGAACCGGCAGAAACGGCGAAAUACCUGGUGAUAUACCUUACGUUGUGGUUUUUCAACCUGCUCCUUCCGGGCGUGAUUAGUGCCAUUAUGUAUCUCGUGAUUCAGCGUCAUAUCCACGGCAACACUCUGGACGAUCUCCGCGAAGAUAUUAAGCGCCGGGAAGAUGCAGCACUAACGGCUCUCUCGAUCACCGAGCUCGUGGUGAAGAAAGGAGACAAACAGUGGGCUGAUGACCUGCUUGAAGGCCUAGGUCCAUGGGCAAUGAUUCAGCUGGCUGACCUGGCAGAUUUAUUUGAGAGUGUGCGCAACUUCUAUGAAUGGCGCAAACCUUACAGGACGAAAGGCGCACUUGCAGUCAUGGGUGUCGGUGUGUUCAUCACCUCGUUCUUGCCACUUUGGCUAUUGGUCAAAUCUAUGACCUUCGGUGCUGGCUUUACUUUCUUUGCGCUGUUUCCUCUCUCCGCCAAUUUCCCAGAAUACCGACUCCUGGUGUCACCUACCAAACGACUCUUGUGGAACAUACCUACCCAUGCUGAGUGGGCAAUACAAUAUAUCCAAGCUGAAGGCUCCUUGAUCCAAGAUCACACUGCUCCCCAACCACUCAACCCAGCUAUAAAUGGCACCCCGGUCGACAAAGAUGCACAUGACUAUGGCUACUACACUGCACAUCACGAGGGUAAGACAGGCCAGUUGGUCAUCGGCACUCUAUCGAUACGCUUCGUCUCAAACAAGUCACACGACGUGUAUUUCGUACUUCCCUACGAUCAGAUCCAGAGGUUUGAGAAGCAAGACCGGAUUAUGCACAAGGGGGUUCCUGAAAAACUAAAGAGAGACUCGGGGAAGGAUCUGCUGCUUGUUAGCAGAACAGGGCAGGAGUUGGUGCUGAAGGAUAUGGAGCAGAGGGAUGAGGCGUUCUCCCAAAUUGUGGGGUUCAGCAAGGUUGAGUGGCAGGUCGUUUGGUAG